AGCCUGAUAAGUGACAAUGCUGCCCGUGUCCUCCCCAUCAUGUUCCCUGCACUCUACAGGAACUCCAAGAGCCACUGGAACAAGACAAUCCAUGGGCUCAUCUACAAUGCUCUGAAGCUAUUCAUGGAAAUGAAUCAGAAGUUGUUUGAUGACUGCACACAACAAUACAAGGCAGAGAAACAGAAGGGCCGAUUCCGAAUGAAGGAAAGAGAAGAGAUGUGGCAAAAGAUUGAGGAGCUGGCUCGGCUUAAUCCCCAGUAUCCUAUGUUCCGAGCACCUCCACCACUGCCUCCUGUGUACUCCAUGGAGACAGAAACCCCCACGGCAGAAGACAUCCAGCUUCUGAAGAGGACAGUGGAGACAGAGGCUGUGCAGAUGCUAAAGGACAUCAAGAAGGAGAAGGUGCUGCUCCGGAGGAAGUCUGAACUGCCCCAGGACGUCUACACCAUCAAGGCACUGGAGGCGCACAAGCGGGCAGAAGAGUUCCUGACCGCCAGCCAGGAGGCUCUCUGACCCGCUUCACCUCCCACAGGGCCACAGCCCACUCAACCCUGGACACCACCCUGGCCCUCCAUCCUGUGCUCCCUCCUGGCUGCCUUGGGUCAAGGCAGCACCUUUAGCUACCCAAAGGGAUGCGGGCACUUGAAGCAGGGAUACCCCGAGUGGGCCCUCGUCUUCCCAAAGUGUGUUCAUGCCUCCGUGUGGCUACUACAGACGGCCUGAGCACCAGAGUGCGUGCUCGGGUGACCUGGGGAUGCCUUUGCCCCUCUUGCUCCUGAUCCCACAGCUCCCCGAGGCUGCUCUGAGAAACAGGAAUACAUAUGCUCCUCUCCCCUCAUCCUCCUCUGAACUCUACCUGUCUCUCUGCCUCUCCCCCUGCAGAGGCAUGCAGGGAGCAGUAGAUUAUUCUCACCAAAGUUAGGCAACCUCCGUUGGCCCUUGGAGUGGGGAGGUGGAGGGUGCUGACCCCCAGCAGCACAAAUAGGCCCCUAACCCCAGCAGCGUGCAGGCUGAUGUAUUAUUAUUCCAUCUAACUCCCUGCCUGACAAACAAGAGGUCAAAAGGAGAAAAGUAUAGGCUAUGGACAAGAGAUAAAUAAAAGACCCAGCUGGACCAUGGCCAAGGAGGGUAUAGGGGAUGACCUGACCCCCUCCCCUAAUCCCUUCUCUGGUGAGCAGCAGCCCAGGGGAUCACAAACAUGGAAGGGACCACCCUUUGGCUGACUGCUUUCCUGUGCUGAUUCCCAAAGCCAGAAAGAAGCAGGGAGCAGUGCCCCAAGUUUGGCUCCCCUGACACCUAAUUUAUUUCCCUGUUUGUGCUGAGGCUAGGUCGCCCUUCACUUGUCCCCUUAAGAUACCAUAAGAGGGAAAGGGGACCAGGGAGGGCUGGACCCAGGUCCCAGGGGUCCAGGCAGUGUGGCUUUUGGCUGUGUACAUAGGGUGCUUUAUUCUCCAGAGUGAUACAUGCUAAGAUGGGUUGGGCUUGGGCCAAUGUCCCCAUAUGUACAGAAUUGAAUAAAGUGGGUCUCUGAGCAGAA
Octodon degus (degu) is the source of this 1537-nucleotide messenger RNA. Its product is annotated as serine/threonine-protein phosphatase 2A 56 kDa regulatory subunit delta isoform-like. Gene Ontology annotation, molecular function: protein phosphatase activator activity. The record is from RefSeq and is a predicted model, not a curated record. Bases 40 to 513 code for a protein of 157 amino acids. NCBI's taxonomy places the organism in Eukaryota, Metazoa, Chordata, Mammalia, Rodentia, Octodontidae. Gene Ontology annotation, cellular component: nucleus; protein phosphatase type 2A complex; cytosol. The transcript is spliced from 5 exons. Gene Ontology annotation, biological process: protein dephosphorylation; signal transduction.